AUGAGGUCCAAGUUCAAGGAUGAGCACCCCUUUGAGAAGCGUAAGGCUGAGGCAGAAAGGAUCCGGCAGAAGUAUCCUGACAGGAUACCUGUGAUUUGCGAGAAGGCGGACAAGACCGACAUCCCGACAAUAGACAAGAAGAAGUAUCUAGUACCAUCAGAUCUCACCGUCGGACAGUUCGUAUACGUCAUCCGCAAGCGUAUCAAGCUCGCGCCAGAGAAGGCGAUCUUCAUCUUCGUCGAUGAGGUCCUGCCACCCACUGCUGCCUUGAUGAGUGCGAUUUAUGAAGAACACAAGGAUGAGGACGGCUUCUUGUACGUCAGUUACUCGGGAGAGAACACAUUCGGCUCGCAAUGA
Molecule: messenger RNA, 357 nt
Organism: Postia placenta MAD-698-R-SB12
Lineage: Eukaryota; Fungi; Basidiomycota; Agaricomycetes; Polyporales; Adustoporiaceae
Exons: 5
Coding region: 1-357 (118 amino acids)
Biological process (GO): cellular response to nitrogen starvation; macroautophagy
Cellular component (GO): cytosol; autophagosome; fungal-type vacuole membrane
Molecular function (GO): phosphatidylethanolamine binding
Source: RefSeq, a predicted model, not a curated record